Molecule: messenger RNA, 7974 nt
Organism: Argentina anserina (silverweed cinquefoil)
Lineage: Eukaryota; Viridiplantae; Streptophyta; Magnoliopsida; Rosales; Rosaceae
Product: protein CHROMATIN REMODELING 4
Exons: 11
Coding region: 252-7400 (2382 amino acids)
Biological process (GO): chromatin remodeling
Cellular component (GO): nucleus; chromatin
Molecular function (GO): ATP binding; ATP hydrolysis activity; DNA binding
Source: RefSeq, a predicted model, not a curated record
UCUCUCUUUCUCGUAUCUCCCCCCCCCAACAGCCUCUCUCUCUCCUCCUUGCCCUAAACCCCCAUAUCCCUCACGCAGCUCUCCUCUCUCAAUCUGAGCCUCUUCCUCUGUUUCUUGGGCUUUUGAUCCAUUACUUUGAUUGAAAUUGCAGUGCCCAAAUGAGCGUGGAAAAGCUAUGAUGCCCUGAACAACCUCAAUUCAUGAUAAGCUUGUUGUCUUUGUUGAUCAAGUGUAAGAGUCAGCUCUAGAAGAUGAAGGAUAACAGCUCGUCAACAAGUACAAUGCUUAACAGAAACUGGGUCUUGAAACGGAAGCGUAGAAAGCUUCCUUAUGGACCUGCUGUAUCUAAUGGCAAAGAAGACGCUUCAGCAGCAUCAGAAUGUCAAGGGAAAUCAUCAUCUUCGGCUAAACGGCGGCUGACUAAUGAAAUUAUUUCUGAUCGCCUUUCUUCCAAGAAGAAAGGAAAUGAUGGGUAUUACUAUGAAUGUGUGGUCUGUGACCUCGGUGGUAACUUGUUGUGUUGUGAUAGUUGCCCCCAAACCUAUCAUCUGCAGUGUCUUAAUCCGCCUCUUAAGCGAAUUCCAAAUGGGAAGUGGCAGUGCCCAAAUUGCUCUCAGAAAAGUGAUAGGCCAGAGCCUUUGAAUUAUCUAGCCGAUACCAUUUCAAAACGAGCAAGGACAAAGGUUGCCACUUCUAAAGCCAAAGCUGAAAUUAAGUCACCUGAGAGAGAGAAAGUUUCAGCCCUUUUUGGGAACACCAUUGUUGCAAAGAAAAGGUCAUCAAGCAAAGGAAAAGCUCAGGGAUUUAAAUCCUUCAAGAAGAAACCAUUCUCCCAGAUUGAUUUAUCUUCUAGCACGAAGGUCAGUCAUUCAUCAGCUGGCGGUUCGUUGGAAGGUUUCUCGCUGUCUGUGAAUGUUGGGGAGGAAAAUAAAUCUAGCCCUUCCCCGCCAGAUGAUUCCACAACCAUAAAGUUGAUCUCUCCUGCUAAAGAAGUUUCAUCUCAUUCUAAAGAAUCAGAGACAAAUGAAGAAGCUCCAGAGGCAGCUGUUACAACUGGAGAAGCUCCUGAGGCAUCUGUGGCAAAUGAAGAAGCUCCUGAGUCAUCUGUUCUUCCUGAAGUGAAGCCUAACCUCUCUUGUGAUGAUGUGACUCCGCGUAAGACCAUUGUUCUUGCCAUCAGUGCUGCUGCUGGCAAGGCUAGAAAAAGAAAACACAAAGGUAAUAAUGACAAGAGUAAAAAAAAGCGCAGGACAGAGAAGAGGAAAACUGUUAUCAGUGUUUCCAAACACUCUGGGUCGAAAGCAAAUACCUCAAGCCCCGGGACUCAUAUUCGUAAAGCACUUCGCAGGCAUAAAUCUCUCAACCAUGGGGUUUCUGCAUCUUCGUCAAGGGAGAAUGUUGCAACCAAGAGUUCAGAUGCCCAGAUAAAAGAUGAGGAUCUUACUGAGGAAGCAAAAGAGCAACCUCAUACUGCAGAUGAAGCUGGAAAUUACGGAGUGGAAACAAUAACGCAUAAUGAUAGUCUUCCUACCGAACUUCUGCAGGUCGACCGGGUUCUGGGAUGUCGAGUUCAAGGUAAUCAUUCUCGUCACUUAUCUGUGACAGCUGCCCAAGAUCUGAAUUUUGAUGAUGUAAAAGCCACAGAAAAUUUUAACAGACUAUCAGAGGAGAAUACUGCUUGUGAAACUGGCAUGGAUGUUGGGGCUGUUGAAAAUCUCACCCAUGAUUGUGAAGAAGGGCUUAAGGGUGUUAUUGGGGAUGACAACACUAAAGAUGAUAUAAGAGUGGACAAACUACAUGUGUAUAGAAGGUCUAUGAACAAAGAAGGUAAAAGAGCUAGUUCUAUGGAUUUGUCAAGGAAAGAUACUAAGGAGUCAGAUUCUGCUGGCAUAACUGAUCACAGCCCAAUCAAAUCAGCUGUGAAUGCUGAUGAUCCAGGAAAAUCAAAUGAAGUAGUGACUGUAGAUAAUAUUGAUAAAUUGAACAGUAAUGAUGAAGAGAAAGAAGAGGUUCUGGAAAUUUAUGAAGCACAUGUUUCUGUGGAUACCAAUGAUAAGACAGCUGUUAAUAUAGAAAGUGGAACUGAUGUCUGUGCUGAAAACAAAAGUGAAGAGCCCACACUGGCAGAAUGUGCAGGUGAUGGUGUUGGGAAAGUGUCGUAUGAAUUUUUAGUAAAGUGGGUUGGUAAGUCUCAUAUUCAUAAUACCUGGGUUUCAGAGUCUGAUUUAAAAGCCUUGGCGAAGAGGAAACUAGAAAACUACAAGGCAAAGUAUGGAACAGCUGUUAUAAAUAUAUGCGAGGAAAGAUGGAAGCAACCACAGAGGGUGAUAGCUCUGCGUGGAUAUAAAGAUGGCUCAGGUGAAGCUUUUGUGAAAUGGACUGGUCUUCCUUAUGUUGAUUGCACUUGGGAAAGAUUAGAUGAGCCUGUCAUGAGAAAUUCUCAGAAACUGGUUGAUUUAUUUGGUCAGUUUGAGCACCAAACAUUGGAAAAUGACGCUCUUAAAGUGGAUUCAGCUAGAGCGAAGGUUAGCCGACAGCAAACUGAAAUUCUUGCUCUGACAGAGCAGCCCAAGGAACUGAAGGGAGGUUUGUUGUUUCCCCAUCAGCUUGAAGCACUCAAUUGGUUGCGGAAGUGCUGGCAUAAGUCAAGAAAUGUGAUACUAGCUGAUGAGAUGGGGCUUGGUAAAACUAUAUCAGCUUGUGCCUUUAUUUCAUCAUUAUAUUUUGAGUUCAAAGCCACUCUACCUUGUUUAGUCUUGGUUCCACUUUCCACGAUGCCUAAUUGGUUUGCUGAGUUUUCAUUAUGGGCUCCUGAAUUGAAUGUCGUGGAAUACCAUGGGUGUGCCAAAGCAAGAGCCAUGAUUCGCCAGUAUGAAUGGCAUGCUAGUGUUCCCAACGAGUUGAACAAGAAGACAUCCGCUUAUAAAUUCAAUGUUCUUUUAACUACAUAUGAAAUGGUUCUUGCUGAUUCCACACAUCUUCGCGGGGUCCCUUGGGAAGUUCUCAUAGUUGAUGAGGGCCAUCGUUUGAAAAAUUCAGGAAGUAGACUUUUCAGCUUGCUUAACUCAUUCUCUUUCCAACAUCGUGUACUGUUGACCGGUACCCCUCUUCAGAAUAACCUUGGUGAGAUGUACAACUUGUUGAAUUUCUUGCAGCCAGCAUCAUUCCCUUCCCUGUCUACAUUUGAGGAGAGGUUUAAUGAUCUGACAACUUCAGAAAAAGUGGAGGAAUUGAAAAAACUCGUUGCCCCACAUAUGCUUCGUAGGCUCAAAAAGGAUGCUAUGCAGAAUAUUCCCCCAAAGACCGAACGAAUGGUUCCUGUUGAGUUGUCCUCCAUCCAAGCUGAAUAUUAUCGUGCAAUGUUGACAAAGAAUUAUCAGAUAUUGCGGAAUAUUGGGAAAGGGGUUGCACAGCAGUCAAUGCUGAACAUUGUAAUGCAGUUAAGAAAAGUUUGCAAUCAUCCAUAUCUGAUACCAGGCACUGAACCUGACUGUGGGUCUCUAGAGUUCCUUCAUGACAUGCGGAUAAAAGCUUCAGCUAAGUUGACACUGCUGCAUUCUAUGCUUAAGAUUUUGCACAAAGAGGGUCACAGGGUCCUUAUCUUUUCCCAGAUGACAAAGCUCCUUGAUAUUCUGGAGGAUUAUUUGGCCAUUGAAUUUGGACCUAAAACUUAUGAAAGAGUAGAUGGAUCUGUUGCAGUGGCUGAUCGUCAAUCUGCAAUUGCACGUUUUAACCAAGACAGAAGUCGAUUUGUCUUUUUGUUAUCAACACGCUCUUGUGGCCUUGGGAUCAAUUUAGCAACAGCUGACACAGUCAUUAUUUAUGAUUCUGAUUUCAACCCUCAUGCUGAUAUUCAAGCUAUGAAUCGAGCACAUCGAAUCGGACAAUCAAAUAGACUUCUGGUUUAUAGGCUUGUAGUUCGUGCUAGCGUUGAGGAGCGCAUCUUGCAGCUUGCAAAGAAGAAACUUAUGCUUGAUCAGCUAUUUGUGAACAAGUCAGAAUCCCAAAAAGAAGUGGAAGAUAUUCUUAAGUGGGGAACAGAGGAACUUUUCAAUGAUUCUCCUGGUAUGGAUGAAAAAGAUACAGGUGAAAAUAAUAGUAACAAUGAUCAGGCAGUGCCAGAUGUAGAGCAUAAGCAUAAGAAGAGGAUUGGUAGCCUGGGGGAUGUGUAUGAAGAUAAAUGUACAGAAAACGGCAACAAGAUUGUUUGGGAUGAAACUGCUAUUUUAAAGUUGCUUGACCGUGAAAAUCUUCAAUCUGGACAGACUGAUAAUGCUGAAGUAGAUAUGGAAAAUGAUAUGCUUGGCUCUGUAAAGUCUAUUGAAUGGAAUGAGGAGUCACUUGAAGAGCAGGUUGAAUCACCUCCUGGUGCAAAUGAUGAUGUAUGUGCUCAAAAUACUGAAAUGAAGGAGGAUCAUGUGGUCAAUGCUAUUGAAGAAAACGAAUGGGAUAGACUCUUACGUCUUAGAUGGGAGAAAUAUCAAAGUGAGGAGGAAGCAGCUCUUGGUCGCGGCAAGCGAAUGCGGAAAGCUGUUUCUUACAGGGAAGCAUAUACUGCACACCCAAGUGAAACAUUGACUGAGCAGAGUGGUGGUGGUGAAGAUGAGCGUGAACCCGAACCGGAGCCAGAGCGGGAGUACACAGCCGCAGGACGAGCUCUUAAAGCAAAGUUUGCUAAGCUCCGUGCUAGGCAAAAAGAACGUCUAUCGCAGAGGAGUGAAAUUGAAGAACCUCGUCCCAGUGAGGGACUGCCUAUUGAGUCACAUCCGCAAUGUCCCAUGGACACUGCCGAAGAUGUUGAUCAAGCGACCAGGGAUCAAGGGGCUGGAUUAGUUCAAUUUCUCAGUGAGAGUUCUGCAGUAAUUGACUUGGAGGACAGCAAAGAUGCUUCUAUAGCUAAGACUGACUCUCCCUUAAGAUUGGGCAAGCUAUCAAAGCAUAAAAGCAGUCGCCUCGAUCUUUCUGUUAAUCCGCUUGACUACGCAUCUCCUGACAUUUUGUUUCCUAGACACCAACAUCAAGGAACAAGCAUGACUCAUUUGGUCCCCUCAAAUAAUUUGUUACCUGUUCUGGGACUCUGUGCCCCCAAUGCUAGUCAAAUAGAAUCAUCAAAAAAGAACUCGAGGUUGAAUGGCAGACGAAGAGGAGCUGGACCAGAAUUUCCAUUUAGUCUAGCUCCUCAAUCUGGGACGUUGCCUGAAACAGAAGUCAAUGAUGAUGAAGUAAAGCUAUCAGAAGCAUCACAACAUCUGAAGAGUAGCAUUCCAAAUGGUAGCUUGCCAUUUAGACUGUAUCCCCCGGCUUUCCAAGGAAAAGGUUAUGAUCACCCUGAAAGUUCUGGUGCCACAUUUUCUGAAUUCCAGGAAAAGAUGGCACUGCCCAACUUACCAUUUGAUGAGAAAUUGCUAUCAAGAUUCCCGCUUUCAUCUAAAAGCAUGCCUAGUCCACAUCUUGACUUCUUACCUAACUUGUCCUUGGGUAGCAGACUUGAAACUGUCAAUGGCUCCUUGCAAGAGCUUCCAACAAUGCCACUGUUUCCCAAUUUAAAAUUGCCCCCACAAGAUGCACCCAGAUAUAAUCAGCUAGACAGAGAUGCGCAUCCCACCUUGGGCUUAGGCCAUAUGCCACCUACAUUCCCAUCAUUCCCUGAUAAUCACAGAAAGGUGCUGGAAAACAUAAUGAUGAGGACUGGUCCUGGAUCAAACCACAUGUUUAAAAGGAAAUCAAAAGCGGAUACCUGGUCGGAAGAUGAACUUGAUUUCCUCUGGGUUGGUGUCCGUAGGCAUGGUAGGGGCAAUUGGGAUGUGAUGCUUAGAGACCCAAGGUUGAAAUUCUCAAAGUUUAAAACUUCAGAAGAUUUGUCAGCAAGGUGGGAGGAGGAGCAACUCAAGCUUUUAGAAGGGUCGGCUUUUCCGGUGCCAAAGUCAUCAAGAAAGACUCCCAAGUCCUCACAGUUUCCAAACAUAUCUGAUGGAAUGAUGGCCCGGGCACUUCAUGGAAGUAGACUUGUUACACCACCAAAGUUCCAAUCCCAUUUGACGGACAUGAAGUUGGGUUUUCCUGAUCUUGCGUCUGGCUUUCCACAUUUUGAAGCAUCAGAUAGACUUGGGUUGCAAAAUGAGCAAUGCCCUCCAAUUCCAACUUGGUUUCAUGACAAAUUCCAAGGAAUUUUUUCCAGAGAUUCUGCUGCUGGAUCUUCAGACAGACCAGGAACGUCUUCCAAUGCACCCACGGAGCAGCCAUUCGUUGUCACUUCUUUUGGGAGCAGUUGCUUGGGUUCAUUAGGUUUGAAUCCCUCAAGCAGCUAUGAUUUGCAGCAGCAGAAGGAAACUGAACAGGGUUACUAUGGGAAAUUGCCUAGUCUCUUGGAUAGAUCGUUGAAUGUUCUGCGUGAUAUGAAUAAUCAUUUUGCAAGAGGUGAACCCAGUGCUGGAUUCUUUCCAGAUCCCAGGAGAGGAUUUUUUAAGGGUGAAGAUUUUUCUGGAAGUAGUUCAGCAAAGGACAAGCUACCUCAUUGGCUACGGCAAGCUGUAAGUACACCUGCCAAGCCCCCAGAACCUGAGCUGCCUCCUACAGUAUCAGCAAUAGCUCGAUCAGUUCGGUUGUUAUACAGGGAGGAAGAACCGACCAUUCCUCCCUUUGUGAUUCCAGGCCCACCUCCCUCACUACCAAAGGAUCCAAGACGGAGUCUGAAGAAGAAAAGGAGACAGAAGUUACAAUUCUUUAGGCGAAUUUCCCAAGACAUUGCCAUAAGCAGCCACUUAAGUGAAAAUGCUUCAAGCUCCAUUCCUGUGGCCCCAUCAUUUCCAUUCCUUUCACAAUCAAUGCCACCACCUCCAGGCUUUUUACCUAUGGAAUCUGACCUCAGUAUGCCUCGGAGUUUACAUAUGUUAAAUCCAUCGGCCUCAUUACCACAUCUGAAUCAACAGAUCAAAACAACCAUGGGGCUUACUCCUUCCCCUGAAGUGCUUCAGUUGGUAGCAUCGUGUGUUGCUCCAGGUCCACAUCUACAAGCAGAUUCCGGCAAGACAAGCUCAAGCACCCCUGAUAUGAAGCCAUCAUUGCCAGAUUCAACCGACCACGUAGGACUCUUGGCCUCACAAGCUACGUUGGCAAAAGAUGAGGCAAAAGCUACCUUGGCAAAAGAUGAAGCAAAAGCUUCAUUGGCAAAAGAUGAGGCAAAAGUUACACUGGCUAAAGAUGAAGCAAGAGGUGAGGCCAAGCCAAGUUCGCCUCUUAAGGAGAAUGAUUCACCUCUGAAAGAAAGAAAGUCUGCUACUGAAAGUGGGGAUUCCAGCAAGACUCGGUCAGAUCCCAAUAGAACAGAGCGUCCUGAUGCAGGGGAAGUAUCUUCUGAGGGCACUGUUUCAGAUCACCCUCAGAGUGACCGGGAAUCAUAGCUGUUAUGUGGGAGUGAAGAUUAUAACAUAGUUAUUCUUUCAUGCUACUCGAGGCUCCAAUGUGCUUGAAUUUUUGUAGCUUUAUGUAGUUUGCCACAAACUAGCCCGACAUAGGAUUAUUUAGGAUAUAUUGUGUAAAGCUUUUGUACCAGAAUGAAAUAUAGUGUUGCCUUCUCAGUUUGCAUUGUAAUUUAUCCAUGCAGACCUUGGUGUUUCGCACAUGUCUCAAUUACAGAGACAAUUUCUGGAUAUUGUUGCUCAAUCAGUCUGGUGAUCGAAAGAUAUUCGCUGUAGUCAUCCUCGGUGUGAUUUGCCGCAGUCAGAUAAGUGAAUCUCUCACUACCUGCUUCUGCAACUGUUUUGGUCAUUUGAGCAACUGAUCCUGUUAGUGCAAAUUUUAGAACCAUCCCAGAAUUAUUGAGAUGGGACCUUCAUGUCUUCCUUCUCCAGGACACUGAGCGGUGAGCUCUUGCUUGUAUUCCCACUCGGACACAGGCCGUCGACAGGGGUGGAAAAACCCCAUCACCCCCUUCAUUGUCGCUGAACUUCUCAGGCUUCAAUAAUUCAUGCUACA